Messenger RNA from Trypanosoma rangeli, 1497 nucleotides. RefSeq lists its product as uncharacterized. Lineage: Eukaryota; Euglenozoa; Kinetoplastea; Trypanosomatida; Trypanosomatidae. The coding region runs from base 1 to 1497 and encodes 498 amino acids. The transcript has a single exon. The record is from RefSeq and is a predicted model, not a curated record.
AUGGAAGGCAUUCAGAGCGACCUGGACGUCAUCCGCGGAGCCCUUGCAAGAUCCCUUUGCCACGCGGCCGCAACAGCGGCAGCUACAGCGUACGAUGGGGAUACGGACAGGCGACGCGGUAGCAGUGCGGAAAGUCCAGGCAAUGGUGGUCAUCCUCCGAGCGGUGCGCUCCAGCCCUCAAUCACGGACGCCGCGGUUGACCACGAUGGGCUGGAGUUAAAGAGACUGCAUGAGCAGUUGGCUCUGUUGUCCUCCUGCGAGGCUGAAAAGGCACGACUCGAGGUGGAGGUGGCGUCCAAGGAGGCGGCGCUGCGGCAAUGUGUUCAGGUGUCCCACACCGUGCUGCAGCGGGAGAAGGAGCAGCAAGAGCAGCUGCAUCGUGCCACGACUGCGCUGCAGGAGAAGCAGGCAGAGCUGACGAUGUGGCGUGAGCGACACCAGCGGCUCCAGCGUGAGGCGGACGUGCUUCGGCAGGAACUGGACGCCUUGGCUGGGCAGUGCGACCGCCUCGAGCUGGCAGUGGGUGAGCUGCGCGAGGCAGUAAAACAGGCGACUGCGGAGAAUGACAGAUUGCGCACGACCCUUCAUGAAACGGAUGCGGAGUGUGAAGUGCUGCGGCGCCGACAAGUGGAACAUGACGCCGUUGUGGAACGCGAGGCCGCACUUCAGGAUGAACUGCAGGCGAUGCAUGCAACAAAUUCUGAGUUCCUUGCGUACUUCACAGCGGCGCGGGCUGAGAUUGAGGCGCGGCAGCAGUACUGGGCCUCUGUGCAGGAGGAACACGCCUCCCUGCAGGAGGCUCUUGCUGCGGCGCAAGCGGCUGUGUGUGUGUGGGAGGCACGCUUUGUGUCGGAGCAGGCGGUUCCACCGCUGUCGUCAGGGGACGUGGCGGUGGGCAAGCAAUUAUUACCCCCAACUACAUUGCCCCACGACGCGAUGAAUGCGACAACCGUCGCCAGCCUUUCUAGAGACGGUAGCAAAGGGGGUUCCUCUGCAGGGGACAAGGGCGAAAGCCACGAGGCCCUUUUAGCUGCUUUGGAGGCGAAAGUUGUCGAUCUUGCGUUGCACCUGCAGCAGCAGCGCGUGGUGGCGCAGGCGGCGGAGGAAAGUUAUGCCACACUUGCGGCCGCUGUGACGCUAGAGAGCCGCGAGUUCCUUGAGAUGCGGCGCUUGCUUGCAGCGCAGAGGCCCGAGUGGACGCGUCUCUCGGACACAAACGAGCACCUGCAGGCCGCUUUGCUGGCACGUGAGAGUCACGUAGAGGCGCUGCAGGAGUUGGUUGUUUCCCUCCUCGACGAACUCACCGAGCAGUCUUUGUACUGCUACGAGCUGGAGACACAGCUGGCUGUAAAGGUCCAUAAGGACGGUGGCGUUUCCUCCACCUCGGGCAGUGGUGGGGUGGGUGUACCGCGUCGCUCAACCGCCCUGUAUUUUAUGCAGCAGCAGCAGCAGCAGCAGCAGCGCUUGAAGGCUUGCGCCAGCAGAAGGCCGAAGUAG